Priapulus caudatus is the source of this 1026-nucleotide messenger RNA. Its product is annotated as ribokinase-like. Lineage: Eukaryota; Metazoa; Priapulida; Priapulimorpha; Priapulimorphida; Priapulidae. The record is from RefSeq and is a predicted model, not a curated record. The transcript has a single exon. Gene Ontology annotation, molecular function: ribokinase activity. Bases 4 to 942 code for a protein of 312 amino acids. Gene Ontology annotation, biological process: D-ribose metabolic process.
AAGAUGGCAGGUGUUGUCGAAGUGGUCGUUGUAGGGUCCUGCAAUACUGAUUUAAUCACUUACACUGCGCGCUUUCCUAAUCCAGGAGAGACAAUUCACGGGCAUUCAUUUUCUAUCGGUUUUGGAGGAAAAGGUGCAAAUCAGGCUGUCUGUGCUGCACGGCUGGGUGCGAGCACAGCAAUGAUCGGAAAAGUUGGUAAUGAUACGUUUGGCAAUGACACAACGAAGAAUUUCCAAAACAACAACAUUAACAUUGACCACUUGGGCAUGGAGGACGGUACGUCGACUGGAACGGCCGUGAUCACGGUCGAUGAGUCUGGGCAAAAUUCAAUUGUAAUCGUCAAUGGCGCCAACUCGUUACUGAGCAAAUCUGAUGUUAGUGCCGCCGAGCCUAUGAUAGCCAGAGCAAAGAUCCUCGUUUGUCAACUAGAGGUAGAGCCCGAAGUUUCAAUCGCUGCAAUGAAGUUAGCCAGACAGCAUAACGUGAUGACACUGUUCAAUCCAGCUCCGGCUAGGGCCAACUUGCCGCCUGAUGCGUGGACCCUUUGCGACGUGUUCUGCCCAAACGAAGCAGAGGCGGAGAUGUUUGCUGGAAUGCCAGUCAAAGCCAAGGAGGAUGCCGAGAAAGCGAGCCUGUUUUUCCUUGACAAGGGAUGCAAGAUCGUAAUAAUUACGCUGGGAGACAAGGGAGCAGUAUACGUGACACAAGAGAACCGCACCCCAGUACAUGUUCCUUGUAGGGUCACCAAGGUAGUGGAUACCACUGGUGCGGGAGAUGCAUUUGCAGGUGCUCUUGCAUACUACAUGGCAUGUCACCCAGGCCUUGCCAUCGGCCAGGUGAUCCGCCGCAGCUGCGAGAUUGCUAGGAUGAGUGUCCAGCAUUCAGGAACACAGAACAGCUACCCUGUUAGGCAGCAGAUUCCAGACGAAUUGUUUUUAUAAUCGUCACACGGUUAUACACACACAUUGACCACAACAAGCACUGCACGAAGGGUCGUUGUCGUAACAGGUACUACAGAUAUGUAC